This is a messenger RNA of Gloeophyllum trabeum ATCC 11539, 1492 nucleotides long. RefSeq lists its product as uncharacterized. The coding region runs from base 124 to 1401 and encodes 425 amino acids. Lineage: Eukaryota; Fungi; Basidiomycota; Agaricomycetes; Gloeophyllales; Gloeophyllaceae. The transcript is spliced from 4 exons. The record is from RefSeq and is a predicted model, not a curated record. Gene Ontology annotation, cellular component: cytoplasm. Gene Ontology annotation, biological process: response to oxidative stress.
UGAGUGCAAGAGCGCCGUGCUCAGACGUAAAUAGGCGGCUCCUGAAAAGGAAGUCUCAUUACGUGCGGGGUCUGUUUCACGCCUCGAGCACUCCCUCCUCGUCUCUCUCCUUACCCAUCCACCAUGUUCUCCUCUCUCUGGUCAGGCGCGACGAGCGAUCCAAACGCGCCCAACUUCCAUCCGGUAUCCUCGAGGGUACCUCCGUCGGAGUUGUUUGGUGAGCUCGAGCCAACGGACACGGAAUGGCUCUGCACGGCGAGCGGUUUCGUGACGGAGACCCAGACGUGGUAUAACACACUGGAAGAUGGCACGAGCGUGAUGGUCCAGGUCAUUCACUCAAGCGUGGGCGUUUGGUAUCCUACGAUCCAGCUCACGAGCAAGAUCUUCAACCCGAAUACAAAGGAGAAGCUAUGGAGAUCCGUCAAUGUCUCCAACUUCGUGUCUCCCCCUCCUGGUCUUGACAAGCGGUCGAGCAAGUCUGACCAGUUCACGAUCACCCACAAGUCCCACACUGACUCUGAGUAUCCCGAGAGCUACACGAUCAACGCGAAUCUGUCCGACGAUCUCCAAAUAUCUCUGGAGGUCAAGCGUCCUGCAUCCGUUCCUGGCUUCAAGGUCGGGAAGGGCCCCAAGGGCGGCUACUCGUACUUUGGUGUGGACCCCGAGAAGCCUGAGGGAUAUGUCAUCCACCGCUUCUGGCCGCGCGAUAUGGGCUCGGGGCACAUCAUCCACAAGGGCCAGGCUACCCCGAUCCAAGGUCCGGGUAUGUUCGUGCAUGCCAUCCAGGGCAUGCGACCCAACCUCGUGGCCUCUCGCUGGAACUUUGCCAAUUUCCAGAGCGAGGAGCACGGCGGCGUCAGCGCGAUCCUGAUGGAUUUCACCACCACGGAUGCUUACGGCCGAAAGGGAGCUGGGUCCGGGUUUGUUACCGUUAGCGUCGGUUCGCUGGUUCUUGGGGGCAAGCUGGUCCUUGUGACGGGGGAGACGAAGUGGCCCGACGAGGCGGUCCCAGAGGGUGCGGGCGUCAUGUCACGAGCGGUACAUUUAAACCCUGUUCACGACCCGGAUACUGGCUACGACGCGCCGACGGAGAUAGUAUAUCGCUGGGGAGGUCCAUCAGUCGUGCCAGGCAGUGAGGGUGCGGUGGAUGCCACUCUGCAGGUACCCCUCGGCGAACCGAGCAACUACAAGGGGUUGGUCGAGAAGGUAGACGUGCUGGCGGAGAUCCCCUAUGUCCUGAAGACAGUGGUCAACUAUGUUGCGGGGACGAAACCGUAUAUCUACCAGUGGCUGAACGACGCGCAGCUGGUGGUCAAGGGGCCCGAUUCCGUCUUGCCGGGGUUGUCGGAAGGCAUCACUGUGGGGGGGAAGAUGUAUAACGAAGCGACGUUCAUCUCGUAGUCUGUGUAUCUCGCUCUGAUGCCUUGCAGCUGUAUCAUACGGUGCCGUCGAAUAAUUACAAAGCAGGCGGUGGAGUAGUGUAUUAAGAAGA